Molecule: messenger RNA, 495 nt
Organism: Cylicocyclus nassatus
Lineage: Eukaryota; Metazoa; Nematoda; Chromadorea; Rhabditida; Strongylidae
Source: the annotation of a GenBank genome assembly
AUGGUUUUGAUUGCGUACCUUUCUAUUAAUGAAGGACUCGAUAGCUUCACCAGAACAUUCCACAUCAAGGAGUUGAACGUCCGUAUACUCAAGGAGGGGCUCUUUAUCACCGCAACUUUUGGUCUCGCUUGCGCUUCUACCAUACUUUUUCUCGAGUCAGCAAACCACUUCAAACUCCUUUCAAACCGCAUGUCAAAGCUAUCGAUAUGGAGUUUUGCCAACAAUUUUUAAGUUUAACGCUAGUUCAGCUUCUAAUAUCUGUUUCCAAAUGUAAAUAGAAGUUUAUGUUUGUAUAUAUCCGGUAUGUAAACCUACACUUAUUCUUUUCCUUUCCUUUUUGCUGUUUCCCAUUAUCACUAGUACAAUACCGUACACUUUCUUCUUUCCCAUACUCUUUGUUUACAGAUGGCACAACGAUAGCUCGCCGCGCAAUUAUGCCAAGCAGAGGAGGAGUCUGGCGAAUCAGUGAAGAACCGACGACCAGCGAGCCACCAC